UCCCGAAUACCGCGCAUGCGCUCAGUGGACAAAAGCCGCCGGUGCGUCGGCGGCAGGGAGGAGCGGGUCGCGCAUCCCAACUGGGGGCAGCUCCUGCGAGCUCAGGACACACCGUGGCUCCGCACCACGGGGCAGUCCCGAUCCUUCCCCUCUUUAUCCGCCCCGCGAUCCGGACCCGGGGAGCUGUCUGCUGAUCAGUGACGGCCCCGCCGUCAUUUCUGCGACGCAUGCGUAUCGCCCGGACCGUGCCGAGCAGGGUAGAAAAGGCAAAGGAUUUGUAGAUGCAAAGCUUGACCACACCAACACGUCAGAUCCACCGUAUCAGCCAGUGUACCAGCACUUGAGUUCCGUCAGUCUCUGAUUAUGGAGGAUACUUAAGGACAGAGAGUUGGGUGAACCUGCCUGGAGUUUGUGUUAUGAAGGAGCAACCAGUUAUUCCCUUUGUAACACCAAUAUUUCUGGCGCCGAUCCUUGGAGAAGGCGUCGCAUCUCGUCCCAGCUGGAGACGUGCUUUGCGUCUGAGUCCUCGUGCGGAGCCCACUGGAGCUGGGGUGCAUCUGUUCACCGGAGACCAGGUCUUCGACUGCAUUGAGUGUGCGAGGGAUUCACUACAUCAGGUCUCACUCGCUGAGUCGUCGGAGGAUUGAUAGCAGGGAGAGAGGAAAUCAGCGACUCUUCACAACAUAAAGAUCAGUGUGGUCGGAGAUUCACUCACUCAGCCCAACCUCAAGCACAUGAGGUUGUUUGAGGGAAUAUACUCUGUCUUCCCAGCCUGAGGAUAAUCAGUAAGUCUGGGCGACGUAGGGACUGUUCAGAUGUUCUGACUGUUGGGGUGGGGCACGAUUCAUCCUAGCUGAAGAUACUAACCAAAGAAUUCACCGUGGUGAGAGGCUGUUCAUCCGCUCUGGGUCUGAAGAGAUCCACUCACUCCUACAUCCUACUGACGCCAGCGAGUUCGCGUGAGAGGGGUGGAGGGGGUGGGUACCGUUCAUCUGUCAACGUGUGGGGGCUGGGACCCGCCAGUUCGUCCCAUGGGAUGAGUCUCCAGCAAGCUCACUCCAAUGCCAGGCCGUUCACCUGCUCUGAUUGCGGGAAGGGGUUCACUCGGUCCUCCCACUUGCUGGCCCACCAGACGGUUCACACCGGGGAGCGGCCGUUCACCUGCUCGGACUGCGGGAAGGGGUUCACCGAGCAGUCCCACCUGCAGGCGCACCAGCGGGUUCACACCGGGGAGAGGCCAUUCACCUGUUCGGUGUGCGGGAAGGGGUUCACCCACUCCUCGCACGUGAUGAGACACCAGGUGGUUCACUCCGGGGAGAGGCCGUUCAGCUGUCCGGACUGUGGGAAGGCGUUCACUCAGUCAUCGUCCCUGCAGACGCACCAGCGGAUUCACAGAGGCGAGAGACCGUUCGUCUGCCCCGACUGCGGAAAGGGAUUCACUCAGUCAUCUGAACUGCUGAAGCAUCAGAGGGCUCACUCUGGGGAGAGCCUGUUCACCUGCUCUGAAUGUGGGAAGGGAUUCUCUCAUACCUGCUACCUGAGGAGGCACCAGCUGAUCCACUCUGGGGAGAGGCCAUUCAGUUGCUCCGACUGCGGGAAGGGAUUCACUCGGUCCUCCCACCUGCUGGCCCACCAGACGGUUCACACCGGGGAGCGGCCGUUCACCUGCUUGGACUGCGGGAAGGGGUUCACCGAGUCGUCCCACCUGCAGGCGCACCAGCGGGUUCACACCGGGGAGAGGCCGUUCACCUGUCCGGUGUGCGGGAAGGGGUUCACCCACUCCUCCCACGUGGUGAGGCACCAGCGGGUUCACUCCGGGGAGAAGCCGUUCACCUGCCCGGACUGCGGGAAGGCGUUCACGCAGUCGUCCCACCUGCAGGCGCACCAGCGGAUCCACACGGGAGAGAGGCCGUUUAUCUGCUCCGUCUGCGGGAAGGGGUUCAUCCUGUCGUCUCAGCUGCUCAGGCACCAGCGGGUUCACACCGGCGAGAGGCCGUUCACCUGCCCCGUAUGUGGGAAGGGAUUCACGCAGUUGUCCCACCUGGGAAAGCACAAGCGCAUUCACACUGAGCGGCCACACCCCUCCCCCGUACACACCAGUGAGUCCACAGUUAUCUGCUCGAUGUGCGGGGAGGGGUUCACUCACUCAGUUCACCUGUGGACACACCAAGUUCACACUGGAAGAGGGCAUUCGGCUGCUCUAUGUGUGGGGCGGGGGGGAUAUACUCAGUCAUCGGACCUGAAGACGCAUCGGGGACCGUUCACCUGUUCUGACUGUCGGGAAGCGAUUCAUCAAGAGUUCACACUGGAGAGUGGUCGUGCCACUUGUUCUGAGCAGGGAAAGUAUUCUGCGUUUUGGGGGGGGCGGGUGGAGAAUAUCACGGGUCGUUGCAACAUGCCGCUGCCCUCUGGAGUCCGACAGCGGAAAACGAGGAGGGGCCAGCACAGGGCAGGCUUGGGCUUCCAGAUCAGACCAGGGGUGACUCUAGGUAUUGUCGGACCUUGGACAUCCCUCCCAGGGAAGGCGGCCGUGCACGGUGAAAUCCCCCGGAUUCACGUCUCCUCCAAAAUAGCUCAUUUCUUCUCAGCGUGCGGCCUUGCCGCGGCCACGCACAAGGAACUUCUGCCCAGAGCCUGCAACCAGUUUCCUGGAGUCGGGCCUGAGGGCGUCGUGCCUUCCCCAGAGGAGAUCCCAAACAUUAGAUCCUGCUGGAGGGUCAAUCUACACCAUACAGAGGUGUUCUAUUCUGGCUUCCUAUUCCCUUUCCUUUUCCUGACGAUGCUUGACCGCAAGACGUUCCAGGCCAGGGGCCAGGGCUCGGUUAACCCGCUGGCACGCACGGCUGUGGACCGCGGCAGGAAAAUGGAGCACCCGUGGGAAAGCACGGGUCCCAGCAAACUGCACGCACAUGCACCUCAGUGGAGAAGAUAUUCGCUGACUGGGCCUUCGAAUCUGCACAUACACCAGCGAGUUCACACCGGGAAGAGGCUUUUCACGUGCUGUGUGGGUGGGAAAGGAUAUACUCUGCGUGAAGUCUGCCGAGAGUUCCGGAAAACCGCGCAUGCGCCUGGAGGACAACAGGCUCUGGAGGAUCGGCAGUCGAGAGCUGAUAGCAGGCAGGUAUCGUUCACCUGCUCUCAGGGCGGGGAGGGAUUCGCUCACUCAGCCCUCCUGAAGAUACAUCAGCAAGUUCACUGCACGUUCACUCACUCAUACCUCGUGAUGAAGCAACAGCCAGCUCACUCCGAGGAGAGGCCAUAUGUCUGCUCCCAGUGUGGGAAGGGAUUCACUCGAUCGUCCUACCUUCAGACACACCAGUCCGUUCACAGUGGGGAGAAACCUUUUGUCUGCUCCGUGUGUGGGAAGAGGUUCACUCGGUCAUCUGAUCUGCUGACACACCAGCGAGUUCACACUGGUGAAAGGCCAUACAUCUGCUCCGAUUGUGGGAAGGGAUUCAUUCGGUCAUCUGAUCUGCAGACACACCAGCGAGUUCACACUGGGGAGAAGCCAUUCACCUGCUCAGACUGUGGGAAGGGAUUUACUCAGUCAUCUCAACUGAAGGUACAUCAGCGAGUUCACACUGGGGAGAGGCCGUUCACCUGCUCAGAUUGUGGGAAGGGAUUUACUCGGUUAUCACACCUGCAGACCCACCAGACAGUUCACACAGGGGAGAGACCAUUCAUUUGCUCUGAAUGUGGUAAAGGAUUUACACGGGCAUCCCACUUACGGACACACCAGUCAGUUCACACUGGAGUGAGACCAUUCACCUGCUCAGAAUGUGGAAAAGGAUUCACUCGAUCAUCUGACCUACUAGCACACAAGUCAAUUCAUACCGGGGAGAUGCCAUUCACCUGCUUAGACUGUGGGAAGGGAUUUACUCAGUCAUCUCAACUGAAGGUACACCAGCGAGUUCACACUGGGGAGAGGCCAUACACCUGCUCUGAAUGUGGGAAGGGAUUCACUCGGUCAUCCCACCUACAAGCACACCAGUUAGUUCACACUGGGGAGAGACCAUUUACCUGCUCUGAAUGUGGGAAGGGGUUCACUCGGUCAUCUGACCUACUGGCACACAAGUCAGUUCACACUGGGGAGAAGCCAUUCUCCUGCUCAGACUGUGGGAAGUCAUUUACUCAGUCAUCUCAACUGAAGGUACAUCAGCGAAUUCACACUGGGGAGAGGCCGUUCAGCUGCUCCGAAUGUGGGAGAGCAUUCAGUCGUUUAUCCCACCUGCAGACACACCAGGCAGUUCACACCGGGGCGAGGCCAUUCACCUGCUCGGUAUGUGGGAAGGCAUUUACUCGUUCAUCCCACCUUCAAACGCACCAGUCCGUUCACACUGGCGUGAGACCGUUCACUUGCUCUGAAUGUGGGAAGAGAUUCACUCGGUCCUCUGAUCUAUUGGCACACCAGUCAGUUCACACUGGGGAGAAACCGUUUGCCUGCUCAGACUGUGGGAAGGGAUUUACUCAGUCGUCUCAGCUGAAGGUACAUCAGCGAGUUCACACUGGGGAGAGGCCAUUCACCUGCUCUGAAUGUGGGAAGGGAUUCACUCGGUCAUCCCACUUGCAGACGCACCAAUCAGUUCACACACGGGAGAGACCAUUCACUUGCCCUGAAUGUACAAAGGGAUUUUCUCAGUCAUCCCACUUGCAAACAGACCAAUCAGAUCACACUGGGGAGAGGCCGUUCACCUGCUCAGACUGUGGGAAGGGAUUCACUCAGUUAUCUGACCUACUGGCACACCAGUCAGAUCACACUGGGGAGAGCCUGUUCAUCUGCUCUGAAUGUGGGAAGGGAUUCACUCAGUUAUCCCAUCUUGUAAAAAACUGUUGAGAUCACAGUGCGGAGGAAGUUUAAAUAAGCUGCAUGUUGGAUAUUUGCCCAUCGUGGUUGCUGUAUCCAGAAGCAAGUUCAAAAGCGGCAGUUAAUAUCAGACUGCAAUUAUUGCUGCUGUUCGUCACACCCAGUGUUCCCCCCCCCCCGGUCACUGGGAAUUGGAGAAGUUUCUUCUGCUGAUUUUCAUCUUUAAUGGGCCUGCAUCUGUGACAAAUAAAUUCUAUUUUAAACUCUGUCUUAGGUAUUUAGAGAACCUCCAAAUGUGUAACAUGUGUACAGUAGGGAGUCAACUCAGCCCAGCUGAUCCCUGCCAGAGUUCCUGUUCCAUGACAGCCUUUUUCAAUCCAUGCCUGCUGUCCACCUCGCCCUGUGGCGAAGGGUUCCAAAUGGUACCACUCUGCGGGUGAAGAGGUUUCCCUUGAAUUUCCUGCAUGAGUUUCUGCAGACUGAAGAAGAAGAAGAUGAAUUCACUGCAAUUAUGUCUGAUGUUCUUAGUCCCUUGAGAUCUCUAGGCUGAGGAAGAAUGAAAUUGUUUUUUAACCUCCUUAUUCCCUUCUCUUUUCUAAGGAAUUGGGACUCAGACCAAAAUUGUAAUUCUGAGAUAAAAUAUGGAUAAGGUAUCUUUCAGAUGAGUAGAUGAUCAAUUUUCUACCAGUUGAAAUGGAGCAAUGAGAUCAAGUCCGGUAUCCAUACCUCGGUAGAUGAAGGGAAUAUCUACUGAGGCUGAGGCUUAAAAGAAAGUACUGGAUCCAACUUACACUGAAUUAAAAUUGGAGCUGCAUGGGAAAAGCAAACUCUUUGCAUCACUUUUGGUUCUUUAGCAAAUCACCUUUGUUGAACGUCAUCUGCUUCUGGACCCUUCUGCCGAGUGAGGCCUUGCUUCUUCCUCUCUCUCUGGGUGUGUGAUGUAGAGAUUUUGGGCAACAAGCGACCUGUAGCAUUCAUACUGGAGAAGUUUCAUAUAUUAAUAAUUUCCAACACGAAUGUCUGAUCACCUACCCUUGGCAUUCAUUAGCAUUGCCGUUGUUGAGUUCGCAUCAAUCUCCUCAGGGUAACAGAGAUCAGAAAGUCUCCAAGUCUGACUGUCGAAAUACUGUUAGCUUCUCAUUGGGCAGUGGGACAUACCAGAAUUGUUAAACUAUAACAAUGGACUGAGCCACAUCACAGAUGCUUGCAGGCAGGAUUGACCCAUUGUGAGACAUUCGGCAAAUUUGAUGCUGAGUCCAGACGCUUGAGCCAUGACCGGAUUAAAGAUGAGGAUUGGUUCUCUUAACCUGCGUGGAGUCUCACCGUAACAGUGUGACGUAAGAGCUUACCUUAGAGGCUAAAUUUAUCUCUUCUGAAAUGAUGCCCUUCACCCUUCAAUGCCUUUUGUAAACUUUUUACAGGGUCAAAAAGGCAAAUGAUAAGUGUAAAGUGGUCUCAAACACAAGAGCACUUCAGUCCUGCUGUGAAUGUCAGUUCACCAUCGAUCUUUGAAUGCGGUGGUGGAUUGCUGGAAAGCAUCUAGAUCAGUACCACACCAGUCGCAGCAAGGAGAACCCGGACAACCGUUUAGUGUAAGGGUGAAGAUUUUAUGAAGCAACUUGGAAAUAAACCUUGUAAAUUGCCUUCAAGUUACUGAAGGGAGUGGACAAAUAUUUCCUUUGUUACACUAGCAUAUCAGAUCUCAAUCUUUGGAAAAGAAAGCAUGUCAUUCCAGCUGGAAACUGGCAGGUUGCAGUCAGCACAAGAUUUAUUAAGAGCUCGGGUGCUUUCAUCAUCAUAAUGAUCUAAUAAUAAUAAUAAAAAGAAGUGAGGUGUAAGCUGAGUGGCCAUUGUGCAAAUGGACAGUGUUAGAGUGGCCAGGAGGUUCUAAGUAAGUUUUUUUUUGUGAGUACGUAGCUAGUGCACUGAAAAUGUGUCCAAAGUUAGCGGCACGUUCCUUGUGUGAGAUGUGAGAAAUCUGUGAGACCUCCUGUCUCCCUGAUAGCUAUCUGCAUAAAGUACAUCGAGCUGCAGCUGGAUGACUUUUUGCUGACAGGGAAAAUGAGGAGGUGAUAGAUGGGAGCUACAGGGAGGUAGCCACUUUCGAGCUCCAGGAGGCAGGUACUUGAGUGACUUCAGGAGAGGGAGAGGGGAUAGGCAGCCAGUGCAGAGUAACCCUGGCUAUUCCCCUGAAUAAUGAGUUCUGAGUUCCUGUCUGCAUCUUGUGGCGCAUUGAGUGGCAACCUUGCCCUUGCACUUAUCUGUUUUUUAUGAGGCUGAGUUGCUAGCUCGAUGCUCAACACUGCAUGGAUGGAAAGUGUGCAAGGAGCUGGCCAGAUUUGAACCUAAGAUCGCUCGUCUCACAGUCUGGUGUGGAUGCCACUACACCAUUGGCCGGCAUCAAUAUUAAGUAUACAGCCGGGUGGGAGGGGAUGACCUACCUGCGGAAGCCACGGUGACCUUAUGGUUCAAAGGGAAGGAGGGAGAAAAGGAGUGCAGUAAUGAUAAUUCCAUAGGGGUAGGGAAGCAUUUCUGAGGACGUGAAAGAGUCACGCAGAUGGUAUGUUGUCAGGUUAGGGAUGUCUCAGAUCAAGUCCACAGCGGCCUAAAGAGAGAAGGUGAACAGCUGGAAGUUGUAUUAGUUGUAAAGGGAGUAGGACCUGCAAAGAGAUUAUAAAGAGUUAGGCUGAAAGCUGAAAAGGAGAACCUUCAGAGUAGUAAUCUCUAGAUUGCUGCAUGUGCCACGUGCCAGUGAAGGUAAGAAUAGGUUGAUUUGAAACAUGAAUGCAUGGCUUAAGAAUUAGUGAAGGGGCAAGGUUUCAGAUUUCUAGAUCAUUGGGAUCUCUUUUGGGGAAGGUAUGACCUGUACGCCUACACCCUAGAGGACUAAUAUCCUUCCAUACAGGGUUGCUAGAACUAUUUGGGGGGGGGGGGAUGUGGUUAGAGUAAUUUUGCAGAGGGAUGGUAACUAGAGUGAUAGGGCUGAGGAAGGGGCAGUUGGUAUACAACUAGAUGCCGUAUGUAGUGAGACUUAAAGACAAAUGAUGGGGCAAAAUUGCAGACAGUGCAACGCGCUUUAAGUGUAACAAAAACAAAAUCAAAAAAGGUGAUGAAUACAGGACUGACGGUGUUAUAUUUGAAUGCAUACAGAAUAAGGUAGGUGAUUUUGUGGCGCAGUUAGGGUUUGACAGGCAUGAUGUCAUGGACAGCAUUGAGUCAUGGUUGAAAGAAGAUGAUAGUUGGUUUAACAUCGAAAGAUUCACAUUGUAUCGAAAAAACAGGCAGAGGUGAUGAGUGAGCUCCACUGUUCCCUCUAAGCUGGGAGACUGCACAGCCACACCAUAACCAAAAUGCUGCUGCACACAUUGCCUUUGUUUCCACACAGAUGGAAUUUUCUUUUAUGUAAUGUCAAUAUAAUUUUGAAAUCUAUGUUAAUAUAAUUGUGAAAUUGUGUGUUAAUGAAUAUAAUCCAUAAAUAUUCUAAAUAAAUGUACCACAACAUUUACUUUGAAACAUUUUAGAACUUCAGUGUAUUUAUAUUGUCAGUGUUUCAAUUUAAAAUGCUGUUACAAAUUGUAACAGUAAGCACAGAAUGGAAGUUGGUAGCUCCUUGUUAAUAUACCGUCAGCCACUGAACAGCAACGCCAUCUAGUCAAAACAUUUUACUUUUGCCUUUGCAUCUGUCAGUUGUUUUGACUGCCUGGCAUCGUUUACUUGUGUUGUGGUUUGCGUUUGUUUGGUGUGAAUUUUUUUUGUAAUCAAACUUCCAAAAAAAAAUCAGUGUAAUGAGAGAUUUUCUUAUUUAAAAUUGUUAGAAAAAUGUAAAAACUUUUUUAUAAAAUUGUUUGCAUGACUAGUUAUUAAAAUUAUAAUUUUUUUCGGCUUACCAUGUUAAAAUUUUCAAAUAAUAAUUAUUUUUUUGUAUUAUCUAAUAAUAAUUAUUAUUUUUGAAUAUCCUAAGGAUGUCAAAAAGAAAAGCUGAAGAGUUAAAUGCUUUGAAGGACAAAGCUUGUACAAAAUUUAAGGUAGAAUUGCUUUUUUGCAGCUCAUAGAUACAGAACUACCAUCUUCGCGUCAAAAAAGAAAAUUGAAAGAUUUUUACGUAAGAUACUUACAAUGUAUGCACCAUUUAUGCAGCAGUGAAAGUAGAGGGUGAGUUCAGUGGUGGAAAGAAAUUGGAAGAAGGGAAGUUAGAUUACUUAAAACAUCUUAACCAGAGAAUUCACGUAGGUGGCAUUGUCAAAUAAUACAACCAGAAGAAAUGUUAAGUUUUGCGCACGUUAACUGAAACUUGAAAGGAAUGUGAAGCAAGAGUGAAACAAGAUGUUUGAAAGAAAUCUAACUCUGAUCUGGUCUAAGUAGUAAUUGAUAACAUCAUUGUGCAAUUAAAAUUUAAUAUUUUAUUCCAGAAAUUCAUACUCAUUUGGCUAAAUCUGUAUAUAUCUAAAUGAGAAUGUGUUUGAAUCUGUUGGGUGCAUCAACUUUGUGUUUCAGAAACAGAUAAUGGAAGAACUGUGGAAAUCUGCUUUCCAUACACUAAUUGCUGACAGAGGUACAGACCUUUCUGUACUGAAAAUGACAAAUUUUAAUUUUGUUUCUACUGGAAAAUGAAACUUCCUAUGAGACUGUUGUGGGUAUUCUGAAACUAACUGUAUAUGACAGUAUCACUAUUGUUGAAGCAAUCUUGAUAUUCUGAUGUUUACGUCAGAUGGGGCAAAUGUUACGCUUGGCAAGAAUAAUGGUGUGACAAUUCUUUGAAGAGAAUGGCAGGAUUUUGACUCUGCUGCUAUUGCAAACGCAACCAAUUCUGAAUGCUGUGAGACUGACAAAAGAAUACUCGAUUACUCUUACAAACUAUGACGAAAGUGUUGCCUCACAAAUAUUGCAGCAAUAUUUUGAUUUCAGAUUUGUAAUUUCUGAGGAAGUUAAGACUGGUUCAAUUAAGAAAUUCACUGACGAACAACAUGCUGAAAAAUGAAUCUGAAGAACUGUCAAUCCUUGUCAGAACAUUUCAAGCUUCUAGUGCUAAUUGUGUACUUGAAUUCAGUGUUAUCAAUUCACUCAAUUGUAAAUCCAGAAACAGACUAGAAGAGGAACAUUUGGAUGAUCUAAUGAGGAUUAAUAUGUAUCUUUCAUCUGUGAAAUUAACCGGACAGUGUUUAUAGACCAUGGAUUUGUAGUAAAGAUGGAUGAGAAAUAAGUUUACAAGACAUGAAAGAUUUUCUUUGUUGUACUGUAUUUCAUUAUACCCUUCAAUUAAUAAAUAAAAUCAAAUGUAUGUGAUAUUAAAAA
Messenger RNA from Hypanus sabinus (Atlantic stingray), 10096 nucleotides. RefSeq names its product zinc finger protein 546-like. NCBI's taxonomy places the organism in Eukaryota, Metazoa, Chordata, Chondrichthyes, Myliobatiformes, Dasyatidae. The coding region runs from base 1037 to 4834 and encodes 1265 amino acids. The transcript is spliced from 11 exons. The record is from RefSeq and is a predicted model, not a curated record.